Amblyraja radiata (thorny skate) is the source of this 762-nucleotide messenger RNA. RefSeq names its product CDGSH iron sulfur domain 1 (gene cisd1). The record is from RefSeq and is a predicted model, not a curated record. Lineage: Eukaryota; Metazoa; Chordata; Chondrichthyes; Rajiformes; Rajidae. Gene Ontology annotation, biological process: regulation of autophagy. The coding region runs from base 117 to 434 and encodes 105 amino acids. Gene Ontology annotation, cellular component: mitochondrial outer membrane; intracellular membrane-bounded organelle. Gene Ontology annotation, molecular function: 2 iron, 2 sulfur cluster binding. The transcript is spliced from 3 exons.
AUAACCGAGUCCCCGUGACGUCAGGCGCCGGGUCAGCCUUCCAUUUGGGACACGUGACGAGCGGCAGGUUGUUACUUUGUUGCCGAGCCCGGGCGAAGGUUGGAAUUGGCCGCGUGAUGGGGAGCAGUACAGCGCUGAAAGAGUGGGCUGCAGCAAUUUCACUGACAAUCGGUGCUGCAGCUGUUGGUUACGUGGCAUACAGAGCUUUGUAUUCAAGAGACAAGGGCUGUAAGUCUCUGGUUAACCUAGACAUCCAGAAGGAUACACCUAAAGUAGUUCAUGCAUUUGAUAUUGAAGACAUGGGAGACAAGGCUGUGUAUUGUAGAUGCUGGAGAUCUAAAGACUUCCCAUUUUGUGAUGGGGCUCAUACUAAACACAAUGAAGAAACUGGAGACAAUGUAGGGCCAUUGAUAAUAAAGAAAAGGGAAGCCUAAUUCAAGGAUGAUUUUUAAAUCUGUAAAAUGUGUUUUAAUGCUCAAGUGAUUGCUGCACACCACCUUUGCUGGUCUAAAAUGAAAUAGAUGUAUAAAUGUGUGGUACAGACUUUAAAAUUUCAGCACUGUUUGACAAUGGAAACACUAAUUUUGGGUAAGACCAUUAAGAUGUUCUUUUUAAUGUCUGUUUUGUAAUUUAUUUGUGUUUGUAAAGUGAAAUAAUAUACAGUGAUACCAUGUCAAAUGAUUUUCUUCAGAAUGUAGUUUACAAAAAGAACAUUAUUUUGAUCACUUUACCAGGGUCAAAUGAAUAAACGAUUGAAACUUG